AAGUCGCUUUCCAGUCCUGAGCAGUGCGUAGACCCGAAAGGUCAAACCCCACAGUUCGACGCAAUCCGAUUCACGGCAAUCGGUAAUCGAUCACACGGCUAUACUUUUCACUCCAUACUUCCUGUGGGUACGGCUUUGUUGGAUGCUUUCUAUUUCUGUCGAUUCCGAAACAAGCGUGGUGAACUCACUUCAAACAUGGUUGAGUUGCAAGACGUUUUUUACUACCAGAAAA
Molecule: messenger RNA, 232 nt
Organism: Dicrocoelium dendriticum
Lineage: Eukaryota; Metazoa; Platyhelminthes; Trematoda; Plagiorchiida; Dicrocoeliidae
Source: the annotation of a GenBank genome assembly